Messenger RNA from Hibiscus syriacus, 3136 nucleotides. Its product is annotated as WD repeat-containing protein 44-like. Lineage: Eukaryota; Viridiplantae; Streptophyta; Magnoliopsida; Malvales; Malvaceae. The coding region runs from base 454 to 2934 and encodes 826 amino acids. Gene Ontology annotation, molecular function: protein binding. The record is from RefSeq and is a predicted model, not a curated record. The transcript has 8 exons.
GACAUCACCAACCCCCAACUUUGCUUCCCCUAUUUUCCCUCAAACCCAUUUCCCUCCCCUUUUGGCUUUGGAUCUGAGUUCUCUCUCUCUCUCUUUUCUUUCCCUCCAAAAACUGUUUUCUCCCUCGUUUACUUUGAUCCAACCAAACCCAUACGUUCGUUUUUUAUGAUUGUAUGUUUCAGAAUUGAAAUGGGAAUGCUCAUAAAGAAAGCAUGAGCAAGAACCCAAUUGGUAGCAAGAACAGCAAGUUAAACCACGGCGAUUUGACUCCAGAGGAGCAAGGAAAAGAGCAACGAAGAGGAGGGGAAGUAGUUGAAGUAAACGAGGAAGACGAAGAAGAAGAGUGUUUUUACGAAUCCUUUGACCGCAUUGCCGCUUCUAAUUCUUGUUCUUCUUCGAACUCAACUUCUCCUUCUUCUGACUCGGAUUCUGAUCCAAUUACCCGUUCGAACAAUGCCGACCACCCAUUUCCCGUCCCUAACUUUCCCAAAGUUGUUUCCCAGUUCGACAUCUGGAUCUCUGAACCCGCCUCCGUUUGAGAAAGAAGGACCCGUUUGCUACGUGAAAUGGGGCUCAGCCGCCACCCGGGUCUUUCCCCGGAUAAGACCCGGGUCAGAAACGGACGUCGGUGUGGGACGGGAAGUGGGUGGUUGUGGUACUUCUGGAGGGGAGUUUGGAAGAAGAUCAAUUUCAUCGAUUCGGUUGGUAAACAAAGAGUUCGAAGAGCAAGAUCGUGGAGGAGAAGAGGAGACCAGUUCUUCUGCAAUUGUGCGAUCGAAAUCAGAUGGUGAUUGUAGUGUAAAUAAUAAUUACAUUAGUGAAUGCAAUCAAAGUAAUGCCGCUGCUGUUAACUUGAGACUCUGCGAAAGUAAUGGAUCUAAGCCACCCACGGGGCGGAUUAGCAAGAGUUUCAAUGGGGGACUUGGCUUUAAAUCAUUUGAUGACGGGGAGGCUGUUGUGGUGGACGAUGAGAUGGAUUGCAGCGAACAAGUGUGCACCAUUAAGAACCUUGAUAAUGGGGAACAGUUUGUGGUGAAUGAGGUUAGAGAAGAUGGGAUGUGGAACAAGUUAAAGGAAGUUGGGACAGGCAGACAGUUGACAAUGGAGGAAUUCCAGGUUUUUGUCGGGCAUUCUCUGAUCGUUCAAGAGUUAAUGAGAAGGCAGAAUGUGGAAGAGGGUAAUAAAGAUAAUGCCGAUUCGAUUGUCAAUAGUGGGGGUGUCGGUGUCUCAAAGUUGAAGAAGAAAGGGGGAUGGUUUAAGAGUAUAAAGAGCGUUGCUAAUAGCGUGAAGGGUAAUAAGGAAAGGCGAAGCAGCGACGAGAGGGAUAACUCAUCAGAUAAGGGCGGGAGGAGAUCAAGUUCCGCCACUGAUGAUAGCCAGGAUGUUUCAUUUCAUGGGCAGGAGAGAGUGAGGGUAAAACAGUAUGGGAAACCAUGUAAAGAGCUCACUGCUCUUUUCAAGAGUCAAGAGAUACAGGCGCAUACAGGGUCUAUUUGGAGUAUUAAAUUCAGUUUGGAUGGCAAAUACCUCGCCAGUGCAGGCGAGGAUUAUGUAAUUCAUGUAUGGAAGGUUGUUGAAUCAGAGAGGAAAGGUGAUUUGUUGAUGGAAAAGCAAGAAGAUGGGAAUUUGAGCUUUUUGCUUGUGGCUAAUGGAUUGUUGGAACAGACUCUGUCAUCACCAAGUUCUGAUCUCCAUCCUGAGAAGAAGAGAAGAGGAAGGUCAUCGAUAAGCCGGAAAUCGAUGAGCCUAGACCACAUUGUGGUGCCAGAUACUGUAUUUGCGCUCACAGAUAAGCCUAUUUGUUCUUUUAUAGGACAUUUGGAUGACGUGCUUGACCUCUCAUGGUCCAAGUCUCAGCAAUUGCUCUCAUCUUCAAUGGACAAAACAGUUAGGCUUUGGGAUUUGACUAGCAAGAGUUGUUUGAGAAUAUUUUCACACAGUGAUUAUGUAACUUGCAUCCAGUUUAACCCGGUUGAUGAUAAAUACUUCAUUAGUGGAUCCUUAGAUGCUAAAGUUCGCAUAUGGAGCAUUCCUGAUUGUAAAGUUGUUGAUUGGAAUGAUCUGCAUGAAAUGGUCACCGCUGCUUGUUUUACACCGGAUGGCCAGGGUGCACUAGUUGGCUCGUACAAAGGAAGCUGCCGUUUAUACAAUGCUUCCGAGAACAAGUUGCUACAGAAAAGUCAAAUUAAUUUGCAGAAUAAAAAGAAGAAAUCUCAUCAAAGGAAAAUUACAGGUUUCCAGUUUGCACCCGGAAGUUCAUCAGAAGUACUCGUCACAUCUGCAGAUUCACGAAUUCGGGUUGUUGAUGGUUCUGAUCUGAUUCACAAGUUUAAAGGAUUUCGGAACACAAACAGCCAAAUCUCUGCUAAUGUUACGGCAAAUGGAAAAUAUGUUGUCUGUGCUAGUGAGGACUCUUAUGUUUACGUGUGGAAACACGAAGUAGAAUCAAGGCCUGCCAGAAAUAAAGGAGUCACCGAGACACGCUCUUAUGAACAUUUUCACUGUAAAGAUGUAUCAGUUGCCAUCCCUUGGCCAGGCAUCGGUGACACUUGGGGACUGAGAGAUACACAAUUGAACGAUCAGAAUUGCUUCGAUGACAAUGCCGAUGAAGUUUCAACAGCCAAUCAUCCUCCUACACCUAUUGAGGAAUAUAGUGGAAAUGAGGGUUCAUUAUCAGCAUCCGAGUGCACCAAUAUCCCUCUCCAUGGAACCAUUUCAAGCGCCACCAAUAGCUACUUCUUUGACAGAGUGUCAGCUACAUGGCCGGAGGAAAAACUACUUACAUCAACACGGACCUGGAACAGCCCCAAGGCAAGUAUGGACAUAUCUGGGGUUAACCCAAACAUGUCAGCCUGGGGUAUGGUGAUUGUAACUGCUGGGCUUAGAGGUGAGAUUAGAACUUUCCAAAAUUUCGGAUUGCCAAUUCGAAUUUAAUUGGGUAAGGAACCUCAAGGGUGGUGGGAAAUGAGUUUGAUCAUAUGUGAGUACAAUCCAUUUCUCUCCACCUUUGUGUACAGAGAGAUAUCGGUUGAGAUUUGUAAUAUUAGCCACUUUCAUUUCUUUGUUUGUGGCUAUGCUCACGAAUGUUGGGCAAAAUAUAGAUUAUUUUGACAGAAAAAGGAAGAAACUACGCCCU